Molecule: messenger RNA, 435 nt
Organism: Dioscorea cayenensis subsp. rotundata (Guinea yam)
Lineage: Eukaryota; Viridiplantae; Streptophyta; Magnoliopsida; Dioscoreales; Dioscoreaceae
Exons: 1
Coding region: 1-435 (144 amino acids)
Source: RefSeq, a predicted model, not a curated record
AUGGAUACGUGUCAUCUGCUGUUUGGGCGGCCAUGGCAAUACGAUAGGAGCGUUGUGUAUAAUGGAAGAACUAACACUUACAGUUUUACCAAGGAUGGAGUCAAGAUUGUGUUACUACCUAGUAGGGACACCACCCACACCAGCCCAACUAGGGAUAGUACCAAUCUAUUGACCUUGGCAAAGUUCGAGUUGGAAAUUCUACAGUCAGAUGUGGUGUUUGCCCUGAUAGGGAAGGGAGUUGCAGUGGAGGAAGCUAUUCCACAUAUUGCAAAACCAAUUGUGGACGAGUUCAAGGAUGUGUUCCCUGAUGAACUGGCCGAUGAACUGCCACCAUUGCAAGAUAUCCAGCAUCAGAUUGAUUUGGAGCCCGACGCGGCUCUUCCAAAUCGGCCCUACUAUCAGAUGAGCCCAACAGAACAUGAAAAACUGCGGUGA